CUUGAUAAUACUGUUUGAUAUGAUAAGAGUACAAACACGAGUCGCUCUAAAUACUCGGAUUCUGAAUGUAGAAAGGAGUGGCAGUAUCAAGUUGGCAAGACUUUGCUUAACAAUGAGCAAACCGAUAGUACUCGUAAAACAAGGUAAAUUGGAAGGCGCGGUACUGAAAAGUGCCCUAGGAUUAUCAUAUAUCGGCUUCAAAGGAAUACCUUUUGCUGCUCCUCCUAUCGGAAAUCUCAGAUUUAAGGAUCCUCAACCACCUGCACCAUGGGCUGGUAUCAAGGAUACAUCCAAAGCCAAAAAAUACAUCUGUCCACAAUUGCAAGAAGUUCCGCCUUUCGAUGUUAUUGGUGACGAGGAUUGUCUUUACUUAAAUGUUUAUACGAAUUCUCUCAAUCAAUCGAAACCGGUUAUGUUCUGGAUACAUGGAGGAGCAUUCAUACUAGGAAAUUCGAGCUUCUACGAAUCGAGGCCCGAUUAUUUACUCGCUAAAGAUGUUGUAGUUGUCUCAGCUAACUACAGGCUUGGCGCAUUCGGAUUUUUAAAUUUGGGUCACCGAGUCGCGCCAGGAAAUCUAGGCUUAAAAGAUUUAAUCGCAGCUCUAGAAUGGGUGAAGGAAAAUAUUGCCAACUUUGGCGGAGAUUCCAAUAAUGUUACGAUUUUUGGAGUUAGUGCUGGAGGUGCUCUAGUACAUUCCUUACUCGUAUCGCCUCGCGCGAAAGGACUGUUUCACAAGGCGAUUUUGCACAGUGGAACGUUGACAUGCCCUUGGGCAAGCCGAGGUGCUGAAUAUCGUCCUAAACGUGGUUUUAAACUCGCUUCACUUCUUGGAAAAGAUUCUAAUGAUCCUGUCGAAGUUGUCGAAUUUUUACGGACGGUGCCCGCUGAGGACAUCGUGAAGGCUCAAGCCUCUCUGUUAUCUCCAGAGAAAGAGGAGACUAGUACCCUUGCUUUUGGACUCGAUUACGACGAAGUGGCGGAGAAUCCUGUUUUACCAAAACCGAUCGAACAAUUAAUUGCAAAAGAAGCAGAUGUGCCUGUGAUAAUUAGUUACACCGCUCAGGAAUAUAUUAUGUUCUUGAAAGAUAAAAGCGAAAAAUCAAUCAAUUCUUUUAACCAGAAUCUGUAUAACCAUUUGAAAACUUUGAGAUCAUUGAAGACGAUAGAGGAUGCAGAAAUGGAAAAAUUGUUCGAGCUGGUGAAAAAUCAGUAUUUCGGUGGAAAACCGAUUAGCGAAGAAAACAUAAGCGAAUAUUCAGAAUUGCUUACUCUUAUUAAUUUCGGCAUUCCCGCGAUGAUGCUGUUAGAGGAUCGAGUAAAAAGAACAACCGCGCCUAGUUAUUUCUGUGUAUUUUCGUACAUUGGCAAUGAAAAAGCCCCGACGGAUCUCCUAGUAACACGACUGUUUUCUGGAGCGUCUCAUGUAGAUGACAUCGCGUAUUUAUUAUAUUUACCCAGAUGUAAAACUGACAAUCCUGAUCCACCAACGGUUGGUACGAAGGAUAGGAUUACGUUAGAACGAAUGACUAGAAUGUGGACUAAUUUUGCCAGAACUGGGAAUCCUACCUCGGUCAAAGAUGAGUUUGUCAACGUUGAUUGGAAGCCUGCAACGACGAAGGAGCUUUGUCAUUUAAAAAUUGACGAUGAAUUACAGUUGCUGUCUCUACCACCACACCUUUUAUCCUCUAAAUAGGUCUCAUCAAUUGUUUUUUGCUUUAACGAAGAUCAAUUUGCAAUUUUUCUUACGACGACAAAUUAUCAAAAAAUAUUUUCAUCUCAGAGGAACGUAUUAAAACGUGAUAAAAAAUGUAAUCUUAAUCUAUCUGGGUGUUAGAUUAUCUCGAUGUCUUCACUGAAAUGACGGAAUUAUAUUUUUUAUAUAAUUGUACUUAUAGAAACAAUGUCCGUCUGAAUAUUGUUUCCACAUUUAUAUAAUAUAUUGUAUUCAUAUAUAGUAAGCAGA
This is a messenger RNA of Bombus impatiens (common eastern bumble bee), 1963 nucleotides long. RefSeq names its product esterase FE4. The transcript is spliced from 8 exons. Lineage: Eukaryota; Metazoa; Arthropoda; Insecta; Hymenoptera; Apidae. The record is from RefSeq and is a predicted model, not a curated record. Gene Ontology annotation, molecular function: hydrolase activity. The coding region runs from base 20 to 1693 and encodes 557 amino acids.